AUGUCUACUUAUCACCUGACUCUCCCUCUGGCCCCUUGUUCCUUUGCAUGGCAAAUUGGUGUCAGGAACUGCCAAAGUGCGGCUUAUAAUGGAAAUGCUGGAGAAGAUCAAUCAAACAUCCGCAAAUGCAGUGGAUGCAAAGCGAUCAUUUAUUGCAGCAAAGCUUGCAAAUUGACGAAUUGGAAGUUUGGCGCCCAGCCUGGGGACCGAGCUCAUAAACAGCUUUGUGCGAGCAACAAGAAGCAUAUGAGGCACGUUCCUUACUUCCGGUCUGAAGCCCUCAAGUUUCCCUGGGCUCGCAUAGAAUGGGACGGUUCUUGCAGUCACGAUCUCUUGAAAGCACGCUUGGGUGUCCUAGGAUCGGGAAUAGAUUUUGGGUAUUGGUCUGUGUCAGGCGGGAUGCGCCUCCAUGACGGGCCUUCCUCCAUCUCUGCUUUGUUUAAAGAUCCUGUUUUCCAUCGAGCAAUGCGGAAGCCCCGCAAGGAACCCUAUACCCACGGCGAAGUUAUGCUCAAGAAGGAGUGGCCGAAUCACACUGACGCCUGGAAGUUGAAAGAUGAGAAGGACGUGCCGCGUUUGUCUUUUACCAAGGAGUUCCCGCCGCCGAAGCAACCAAAGUAUGGACAAGUAAAAGAUUGGGAGUCCUGGUACGCUUGGCGAGGUCUGGAGCUCAAGUCGCCAGCGGCUCUGUUGAUGGAUUUCCCUCUGUCAGUAUAUCACCUCUUGACAAAAAUUCUGGAUGUGGUGAACCCGGCAAGUACCCCGUCCAAGCGUCAAAUAUUGCGAGUCCAUUAUGUUGGCGUUGAGGUGGAACUCGACUUUCUCCCAUUAUUCUCUGAACUUGCUCUUUUACUCCCGAACACGGACCUCACUCUAAUUUUUUUCGGGAAAGUGGUUCACGAUCUCGUCGAAAUUACUCGGAAACGUUAUCCUGGGUCGCUCGCGACCAAGGACACAGUUUGGAGCUACGCUGCACCAAAGGAAACUGGCGGCGGCGCCAUUUCUAUCAAGCUCUGGGUUGAAGCCGAAUACUGGACAAAAGCUGUUUUGGACGUUGGCGAGUACCCUGAUGCCAUGGUGGCCAUGAACGCGGGGCUAUUCUCUUAUGAGAAUUGGUCGGAUCCCAUAUACGUCACUGCUGUCGCCGAUAUUCCGUUUGCGAUCACAGAGUACGCUGAGCAAUCCACGGACUUGUGUGCCGCCAUGCUCCCGUACAAGCUUCAAUCUAGGAUCCCUUGGACCAGCGAUCUGAGGGCGGUGAAGGCGCUCUCGAAGUCGCGGUCGUACCAGGCGACCAUCAACCCAUUUCACCGUCCAGGACAGCGAUCCAUUCCAUUUUUCAGAGUUCCGAAUGUUUACAAUGGAUUUGCGAUGCCCGUUGUUACUACUACUGGGCUACGGACUCCUCGAUCAUUUCUUCUCUAUAGGCGUUGGCGUUGGGGAAUAAUAAUUCUUGCCGCUUGCGUAAUACUUUCAUUCGCUUGGAUGCGCUGGAGCGGCGCGUAG
Laccaria bicolor S238N-H82 is the source of this 1506-nucleotide messenger RNA. RefSeq lists its product as uncharacterized. The coding region runs from base 1 to 1506 and encodes 501 amino acids. The record is from RefSeq and is a predicted model, not a curated record. Lineage: Eukaryota; Fungi; Basidiomycota; Agaricomycetes; Agaricales; Hydnangiaceae. The transcript has 7 exons.